This is a messenger RNA of Aspergillus niger, 1038 nucleotides long. RefSeq lists its product as hypothetical. The coding region runs from base 1 to 1038 and encodes 345 amino acids. Lineage: Eukaryota; Fungi; Ascomycota; Eurotiomycetes; Eurotiales; Aspergillaceae. The record is from RefSeq and is a predicted model, not a curated record. The transcript has 5 exons.
AUGGCGAAUACUCGGCAUCCUGACUCGGGAGUUAACAACCUGCCACAGAUCUACAAGAUACGCACGCAAGCCUCGGCCUCGCCACCGUCUGGUUACGAUUGCCACGGGGUAGCAAGGCCCACUGUGGCUUCAGCAAGUGACGGAAUGUACAUUGCAUGGAAAGACUGCCUGCUGCUUGCAAUGCUCAAUGUCCACCUGUUCUUAGAACGAGAUUUGAAGAGCACAGCACGGAAGGAAAUCCCCGCAGUCCCGAACCCACCCGAGGCAAUAAUCCCAGCAGCUGUCACCAAUCAAUUAGGCUCCCUAAGGGAGAUCGCCGUUAAGAGAUGUGGACCUGAAGAUCCAUAUCACGCAUUUGACUUGCCACAACGAGCGACCAUAGAUGCGACGGUUGGUGGGCAUGACUUGGGAGGAAUGCCGAAGCAAUUGUCUGCUGAGGUGUCUUCACCAAGCAUUUCUGGAUCUGAGCUAGGACUGCCAAUCCGGAUGGUUGAUCUACAUAUUUGGCCAAAACAUGCUAUGGCUGUGAUGCCCUCAGUGAUAUGUCGAUCUGCGAAUGACAAAAGGAGAGCCGGGUCAGGGACCUCUGCGCCAUGGUGGAUCAUGUGGGGAAUAUUGAACGGCUACCCAAAGAAUAGUUCCUAUGGGAUAAGGCUUAUUCUCCAUCCUAAUGGGGCAAACGUUGAUAAGCAGCAGAGGCGAGUUGGUCACGCAAGGAUACCAUUACAGUCGUCAGUGCUACUACCCCUGCCUAUGCUAGAUGAUCCGUCUUACGCCUAUUGUACCCACAACAAUCCGCUUGGGCGAAUUUUGCGACAGGUAAUCCCAAAAUCAGAGAAAGGGAGCCACGAGAGACCCACGGUAGGGACAGCAAGGGCCGGAAUGCCAGACUCAUCUACUGUCUGGACGCGCGUUGUCUGCAAUGAUCUACUCAAUUUACCUGGUUUGUCUAUCUUCCCAGCAUGGCUGUCAGGCUACUUAUUGCCUUGGUUGUCUGUUGGAAAUCAUGUCGAAAAUCAUCUGUGCCAUUGUCCCUGA